Messenger RNA from Ailuropoda melanoleuca (giant panda), 5459 nucleotides. RefSeq names its product oligodendrocyte myelin glycoprotein (gene OMG). NCBI's taxonomy places the organism in Eukaryota, Metazoa, Chordata, Mammalia, Carnivora, Ursidae. The transcript is spliced from 2 exons. The coding region runs from base 3764 to 5095 and encodes 443 amino acids. The record is from RefSeq and is a predicted model, not a curated record. Gene Ontology annotation, biological process: neuron projection regeneration. Gene Ontology annotation, molecular function: protein binding.
CUGUGUUGAGCCUGCAUCAGGUUCUGUGCUCAGCAUGGAGUCCGCUUGUCCCUCUCCCUCCCUCUCUGCUAUCUGCGCUAACUCUCUCUUUCAAAUUAAUAAAAUCUUUUUUUUUAAAAGAUGUGUAACAGUAUAUUUAGUAUGCAGCCCUUAAUAUAAGAAAAGCGAAUAAGAACAUGCAAUAAAAAAGAAAAAAAGAAAAAAGAAAAAAAAAAGAAAGAAAAAUACCGUUAAAAUACAACCAAAUGCUAAUACAAACAGUCACCAAUAAGAGGAAGAGUGGAAUAGGGUGAAGGGGAUAGAGAAGCAAGAUUUCUCUGAAUAUACCUUGUUACAUACUUUUGACUGAAGCAGUCUCUAAAAACUGAUAACUGAAACUAAUGAAACUAACUUCACGUAAAGUUGGUGAUAUAAACAUAUAGAAAAUACCUUACUUCAAGUUGCAUUUGAGCACAGAAUUGACUAUACAUCCCUUAGUGAAAUAUAUUCUAAGAAUAAAUAGAGCUGCAAAGAAACCUUAAAUUUUAUUCAGUAGUCUGUAAUCUAAUUGUAGCAAUACUGGCAUUAUUCUGAAACUACUGCACGACGAUACAAAUAAACAAUUACGUUAAUGCUGUUAGGAACCAUUUAUAGGAAAUAUGGGGGAUAGAGGAACAAAUUAAAUGUUUACAAGGAAGCAAAAGGAUAAACCCAGAUGAACAAAUAAUUGAAUUUUGGCAACAAGCCAAUAGAAUGGGGGAAAAAAAGGAAUGGGAGGUGAGACAAGAAACUAAUCCACCUGGGUUUUGACCCAAUAAUUUCUAUCUUGUCAGUUCGUCCAUGGUAUUAAAUACUUUGUUCUGUAUUCUCAAUCAUUUUCAGUAGGAAUUUCAAUCUGAAUAGCCAACUAUAUUACUAAAAACAGAAAAUAUAAUACUUUUACUCUCAAGCAUGACAAAUGUUAUGAACUUAAGAAAUAAAGACAAACUAUACACUUGUCAUGACAAGCACUGAGUAAUGUACAGAAUUGUGGAACCACUAUUUUGUAGACCUGAAACUACUAGAACACUGUAUGUUAACUAUACUGGAAUUAAAAUUAAAAAGCUUAAUGAAAAAAUAAAAUAAAACGGGAAUCAGGUUAAGAAAGAAAAAAAAAAAAAGACGAGCUGAUUAGGUUUCCAAACUGUUGAUUACCAUGGGACAGUUGUCCCUGGCAGGCAAUCUGUUAUACCUUUCACAAUGUUGGGGUAAUAUAUCUUAGGACAGUGUGUUUCACAAAAGAGUAUGUAAAUGAAUGUACUGUUUAGUCUAGAAUAUAAUGAUUGCCUAAAUAGCUGUAAUUCCUGACUUGACAGGCUUAUCUAAAAUGCAAUGUGUCUGAAAUAAUAUCUAAUACCUAAAAUAAGUUGUAACAAACACUUAAGCCUAUACAAAAUUAUUUUUUGAGUAAUAAUGACAUACUAUUAUUUUAUUUCAUGAGUUUCUUUUUUUUUUAAGGUUUUAUUUAUUUAUUUGAGAGACAGAGAGAGAGAGAGAUAGCGACAGAGAGCAUGAGCUGAGAGUGGGGAGAGGGAGAAGCAGGCUCCCCGCUGAGCAGGACCCUGGGAUCAGGACCUGAGCCAAAGGCAGAUGCUUAAUCCACAGAGGCACGCAGAUGCCCCUAUUUCAUGAGAAUUUCUAAAAGCAUAAGGACAAAUUGUUACAAUUCCAAUACAAUACAAUGUUUCCCCUCUUUCUGAGAAUUUUAUGACGAUCUUUGAAUAAUAGGAAGCAAUUGGUACGAACCCAAACUUGAAAUGAGAAAUGCUGUCACUACGACUGUAUCGGAAUUUUCUAUUAUAAACCGCAGAACCUAAUCUCAAUAAAGCCUAACCCCAAAUUCAUCUGAAUCUGUAAGUUAAUGAAAUAAGUUCUUGGUUUCAAAAAAAAAAAAAGUACUGGUAAGUAUAAUGGAACUGGGUAACUCCACUUCCACAUUGAUGUAAUGAGACAUCCUAAAAUUACAACAGAGAUUUAAGCAUUGGUAAACUGACCUUCAAUCACAUCCCUUGAUGUAUAAUAGUAUAAACAGGAGCUAAAAUAUAAGAAAAAUCUAAAUGUCAAAACAAUCAUUCCCUAUUUCCACAACAAUAUUGCUGAAUGUAGUAUUUUUAACACAUUGCUUUUAAGCACUAAGACUGAUGACUGGUUUCUGAAAUCCAUAGAAAGACUUAUUAAGAGUCCAAGGCUGAAUUCUCAAAGUAAAGUGGGAAUAAAGCGCCUAAUCAAUAAUAAAUUUCUAACACUGCAGUCUUUUAAAAUGUAGAUACUUUUCGAGGAACAUUAAUUUUAUACAAAAGGUGACUCCUAGAGUAUAGUUUCUAAGAAAAUAAAUUUCAAAUUUUAAUACAAUAAAUUCUAUUUGGGGUAAAAUUUGGGGCAAAAUAAUGGCAAAUAUAAUUUAGAGAAAAACAAAGGAUUAACAACAAGGCAUAAGGAGAUUUUCUUUACAUGGGAUGUGCUAAUAAUUGCUGGUUUUUUAAACAGUAAAAAUUUGGUAAUGAAAAUGCCAUGAUUUUAUCUGCUUUCUUUUCGAAGGUAAACUGGUUAUUCUAGAAAUUAGAUUUGAGUUUUAGCAGAUUUUUUACACAAUCAAUCCACUAAGAAGUGAGGCAAAAGUUACUAUAAAUCUGGUCACAUUUUAUAAAACUCAUGACCAAAGUUCUGCCUUUGAAAUUAAUGUUUCGUGCAAUUUAAAAACUGUCGAUUGGUUUCUCAGUAAGACCAAAUGUGAAACAUUCUGAAGAAAUCACCUAAAAUUGAUGCUAUUAUUUUUAAAACAUAAAAUCAAAUAAAUGGCCACUCCUACAGCAUCAAAGAUGUCUCUGGAGAAAACAAUUUGUAUACCCACUCACUGAACAAAGUAAGUUGCAUAGAGAAAGAAAAUCCUUCACCUAAAAGACAUAAAAUAAAACACAUCUGACCACAUAAAUUUAAUUAAAAGCAUAUGAUGCUCAUUUAAAAAUGAAGUCUUGCUUGUGUGUAGUCUGGGCUAAACAAUCCUUUGUAUCAGAAAGAUAAAGACAAAAUAACCAUAUGGGAGUACUUCAGUACUUCUGAAAAAGAAAGAUGAAGAUUUAAGUGGUUGAUAAAUUUGAAAAGCUGAUUAUACGUAAUAAUCACUAUGUUGGGGGAGCACAUGAAAAUGAAACAGACAGUAUUGUGCUAUUUUAAAAAGUGACAUGACAAUUGAACCAUUUUAGAAGAACAUGAAAAGGCAGGAGUUAAAAAUAGUUAAAUUAACAUCUUAGAAAACCAUCCACAGGGAAGGUCAAAUUCAUUUUCAACAUUUUUCAAUGUGUAAAAAGGAUAAAGAGUAGAGGCUUUAAAAAGAACCACAAAUUCUUCACGAGGCAAUGUUCGAAUGUGGAACAUGAGCUCUGACAAAUACACAAAAAUGAGGAAGGGCCAGGUCUAACGUGCAUGAGGCGCUAUAUCCUACAGCAAAUCGGAGAUAUAUAGGUAUGCCCAGUGCUGUAAAUUUAAAAAAAUAUUUUUGGGGUCCAUUUUGUUGCGUGUGCACCUCUUGCAAUAAAUUUGAGUCAGCACCAAUGACAGCUCUGCAGUCCUCCUAUGUAUGUGGUGCUGAUCAGGUGGUUGCAGAGCUUCGGCUCACAGCAACACAAUGCAGCUGAGCAGGCGAGCACAGCCCACAGCCAGAAGCGGUUCCCACUCUCCAGAACAAGGCGACCUUUAAGCUUAAGUUUCCGGGAGAAAACGAGAUGCUGCUGCUGAAGACGACACCAUGGCUUUGAUGGAAUAUCAGAUAUUGAAAAUGUCUCCCAGCUUGUUCAUCCUUCUGUUUCUCACACCUGGUAUUUUAUGCAUUUGUCCUCUCCAAUGUAUAUGCACAGAGAGGCACAGGCAUGUGGACUGCUCAGGCAGAAACUUGACUACAUUACCAUCUGGACUGCAAGAGAAUAUUAUCCAUUUAAAUCUGUCUUAUAACCAUUUUACUGACCUUCAUAACCAGUUAACCCAAUACACCAAUCUGAGGACCCUGGACAUUUCAAACAACAGGCUCGAAAGCCUGCCUGCUCAGUUACCUCGGUCCCUCUGGAAUAUGUCUGCUGCUAACAACAACAUUAAACUGCUUGACAAAUCUGAUACUGCUUAUCAGUGGAACCUUAAAUUUCUGGAUGUUUCUAAGAAUAUGCUGGAAAAAGUUGUCCUCAUUAAAAAUACACUAAGAAGUCUUGAGGUUCUCAACCUCAGUAGUAACAAACUUUGGACAGUUCCAACCAAUAUGCCCUCCAAACUACAUAUCGUGGACCUGUCUAACAAUUCCUUGACACAAAUCCUUCCAGGAACAUUAAUAAACCUGACCAAUCUCACACAUCUUUACCUGCACAAUAAUAAGUUCACAUUCAUUCCAGAUCAAGCUUUUGACCAACUCUUUCAGUUGCAAGAGAUAACCCUUUACAAUAACAGGUGGUCAUGUGACCACAAACAAAACAUUACUUACUUAUUGAAGUGGAUGAUGGAAACAAAAGCCCAUGUGAUAGGGACUCCCUGUUCUAGCCAAAUAUCAUCUCUGAAGGAACAUAACAUAUAUCCCACACCUCCUGGAUUUACCUCAAGCUUGUUCACUGUAAGUGGGAUGCAGACAGUGGACACCAUUAACUCUCUGAGUAUGGUAACUCAACCCAAAGUGACCAAAACACCCAAACAAUAUCGAACAAAGGAAACAACGUUUGGUGCCACCCUAAGCAAAGACACCACCUUUGCUAGCACUGACAAGGCUUUUGUGCCCUACCCAGAAGAGACAUCCAUAGAAACCAUCAAUUCACAUGAAGCAGCAGCUGCAACUCUAACUAUUCAUCUCCAAGAUGGAAUGGUUACAAACACAAGCCUCACUAGCUCAACAAAAUCAUCCCCAACACCCAUGACCCUAAGUAUUACUAGUGGCAUGCCAAAUAAUUUCUCUGAAAUGCCUCAACAAAGCACAACCCUUAACUUACGGAGGGAAGAGACAACCACAAAUAUAAAGACUCGCUUACCUUCUGUGGCAAGUGCUUGGAAAGUAAACGCUUCAUUUCUCUUAAUGCUCAAUGCUGUGGUCAUGCUGGCUGUUUGAGGGUCUGCAUUUUUUGAAACUAAUGAAAGAACUCUUCCCUGAUGUAUAGUUGGGAAAAUAUGCCCCUAUCUAACCAGUGAUUCAAGCUAUAUAAGUAUUCAAGAAAGCCAGUCUUACAUUUCUGACUCUGAUGUAAAUCAAGUAACUUGUCUUAAAUAAAAGAACUGCACAAUGUCUUGGUACUUGCUGCUAUUUUACUGUCUUAAUUAAGUAAAACUAAUGAGUAUCUUUCUUUUUAAAGAAAUGUUUUCUUUUUAAGGCUUCAAUUUAUUGCACAAAAUAUAAAGCAUCUAAACUUUAAUAUGUAUUUUAUGUAUGUUUACACUGUCAAACAUCUGGGAAAAAAAUAAAAGGUCUAUGCUCA